This is a messenger RNA of Saprolegnia parasitica CBS 223.65, 331 nucleotides long. RefSeq lists its product as hypothetical. Bases 17 to 331 code for a protein of 104 amino acids. The transcript is spliced from 2 exons. The record is from RefSeq and is a predicted model, not a curated record. NCBI's taxonomy places the organism in Eukaryota, Oomycota, Saprolegniomycetes, Saprolegniales, Saprolegniaceae.
CGCCCACACGCGCGCCAUGAUUCGGCACGGCAAGCUCUGUCAAGCGUCGGUCAAGGUCUUUCGACGGAGUCUCAUCAACCGGUUUGGCCACUGGCGUGUCGUGACGCAGCGCACCAAAGACAUUCGUGGCCGCUUCGCCAACGUCUGCGUCCGGCGGCAGCGCGAGUUGUUUGGUGUUUGGGCCGCGUAUGUGGCGUUUGCCCAUCGCACGACCGCCUAUGCGCGUCAACUCCAAGCGUGGCUCCGCCGCUGUCUCGUGCGAGCUCGGUUUCGAAAGCGGCAGCACGCCGGUGCGACGAUCCAACUAUGCGCGAGUGUCACAUGCGCAUGA